Messenger RNA from Micromonas commoda, 754 nucleotides. RefSeq lists its product with no specific name. NCBI's taxonomy places the organism in Eukaryota, Viridiplantae, Chlorophyta, Mamiellophyceae, Mamiellales, Mamiellaceae. The record is from RefSeq and is a predicted model, not a curated record. Bases 97 to 669 code for a protein of 190 amino acids. The transcript has a single exon.
CCGACCCGCAUCGCGCCGGCGCGGGCCAGUACCUCGCGGGCGCGACGCCGACCCGCGUCGGUAUCGGCGUCGGCAUCGGCGGUUUCGACCGCGUGGAUGGCCCUGGAGCGAUCGGUCGCGGGCACGGACAAGGGGCUCACCUGCACCGACGCGCAGCGCGCCGCGAUCGAGGACGCCAUAGCGCGGUUGGAGGCGCUCAACCCCACCGCCGUGCCCUCGGACAGUUUAGCCCUGGAGGGCGCGUGGGAGGUCACGUACAGCAACGCGCCGCCCCCGUCGAACGGCAGCCUCGGGCCGUUCAAGGGCACGGCGUACCAGGAGAUAAACCUCGCGGACGGCACGUACGUGAACCGGUUGACCGUGCCGCCCAACGAUUGGCUCGGCGCGAGGCUGCGCGCGGACUGGACGCGCGUGGACGACACCCUGUGGCUCGUCACCUUCAGGGACGUCACCGUGAGCGUCCUCGGCUUCGACCUGUUCACCAAGGCGUUCGACGAGGAGACCACGCGGGUCUGGGAGCACUCGUUCGUGUCGGAGACGCACAGGGUUGUCCGAGCGGCGAGGACGAUGGAGGGUCUGAGGCGGGAAGGGGCUCGGGGACGGGCGGCAGUCGCGGGAGACGACGACGACUGCGUGUUCACCAUGCGAAGGGUCGGGGCGGGCGGCUAGGGGGUUAAUUCGGCAGUCAAUCUAGCUAGGUUCGUCGGACGGGUCCGCGCCGAUGUCGCCGGUUGUGUCGCAGUCGUGAUCUUAC